AUGGCAAAUUAUUAUAUAUUUUUUAUUUUUUUAAACUUAUUAAAGUUUGCUUUUUCAUUAGAAAAUGGCAAUGGUUGUGAUGCAAAAAAAGAUGGAAAAUCAUGUUGUCGAUUCAGUCAUUUUGUUAAUCUUCACAAAAUUGAUCCCAAUAUUAUUGCACCUCAUAAUAUAAAUAUUGGUUAUUGUGGUGGUAAUUGUAGUCUUAGAGAUAAUAUAACAAAUAAUGGUCUUAUUAGAUUCGCAGCAUUAAAAGAUCUUUUUGUUGGUUGUUGUCAUCCAAAAACUUUUCUUCCUUUUGAAAUACUUAAAAGAGAUAAAUUUGGAAUCACACUUGAAUACCAUGCAAAUUUAUAUACUUAUAAUUGUCGUUGUGGUUAA
Strongyloides ratti is the source of this 378-nucleotide messenger RNA. Its product is annotated as Transforming growth factor-beta, C-terminal domain-containing protein. The record is from RefSeq and is a predicted model, not a curated record. Gene Ontology annotation, molecular function: growth factor activity. The coding region runs from base 1 to 378 and encodes 125 amino acids. NCBI's taxonomy places the organism in Eukaryota, Metazoa, Nematoda, Chromadorea, Rhabditida, Strongyloididae. The transcript is spliced from 3 exons.